Molecule: messenger RNA, 534 nt
Organism: Meloidogyne enterolobii
Lineage: Eukaryota; Metazoa; Nematoda; Chromadorea; Rhabditida; Meloidogynidae
Source: the annotation of a GenBank genome assembly
AUGAGACAGCAGAAUAUGGAAAUGGCUGAAACAUUUAAUCGUUCAACUUUUGUUUACCUUGACUAUCUCGCUGCCUUUUGGCUUACUACAUUGUCGAUUGACAUAAUUAAAUGCUUUGUUGGAAGAACUAGACCCAAUUUUAUUGCAAUGUGUGCACCACAAGAGUUUAACGAUGUUUGUAUUGAACAUCCUGAAGCUUUCGUCCCAAUUGCGCACUGCACAACUGGCUGGAAAAAAUCACGUAAUUCAAAGCUCAGUUUCCCCUCUGGACACGCUGCAAUUUCUGUGUUUUCUACACUUUUUCUUUUUUUCUAUUUGAGAGGCUUACAAAGGCGAACUUCCGAUUUUAUUAUAAAAUUAUUAUUUGUAAUUGUUUCUUCCGUUUUUAUUUCCUUUACUACUUAUUGUUGUAUAUCACGAGUGACUGAUUUUUGGCAUUUUCCCACAGAUGUUCUCGGUGGGGUAUGUAUAGGUUCGUUAUUAUUUCAUUUACUUUUACACAAAUAUUACGAGACACGUCCACAUUCCAUUUAA